GGACAGGACACUCGAUCAAAAGCUUAAACCCUAGCAAUCGUGCGAAAAGCUUAACAAUGGCGGAGCAACAAGAAGAGAUAGUCAAUACCGUGUCGGCUGAAGUGAACCCAGACCCCAAAGGAGAGAUGGAAGUCGAAGCCGAGACUGCUGUUAAGCGCGAGAGAGAGCAGACGGAGGAGGAAACAGAGGGGGCCGGAGGCGAAUCGAAGAAGCAGAAGGUGGGAGAGGAAGAGAAGUCAAAGGUCCCGGUGAAGCUGGGUCCGAAGGAGUUCGUUAGCUCUGUGGCGAUGUUUGACUACUUUACCAAGUUUAUGCACUUUUGGCCAACUGAUCUCGAUGUCAACAAGUAUGAGCAGAUGGUGUUGCUAGAUCUGAUCAAGAAGGGCCAUUCUGAGCCUGACAAGAAGAUUGGCGGAGGGAUCAAAGCCUUCCAAGUAAGAACCCACCCAAUGUGGAAAAGCAGGUGCUUCUUUCUUGUUAGGGAAGAUGACACUGCCGACGAUUUCAGCUUCAGGAAGUGCGUCGAUCAGAUCCUCCCCUUGCCUGAAAACAUGAAGGCUCCUGGGUCUACCGGCAAUGGACAUGGUGGUGGAGGUCGCGGUGGGGGAAGAAGAGGCGGUCGUGGUGGUGGUAGAGGAGGAGGGAGAUUCAGAAGAUGAAUUUGCUUGAUGUGACUCUUGUUACCUUGCCUUGCUGUAGAAUGGAAUUUUGGAGCUUUCAUGUUAAAGUUAUGUUGCUAUAAACUUAUUAAUAAUGAUCUUGUCGGAUGCUAAUGUUAUUUUGUCGGAGAAGAAUUGUCAGUUCAUAUCACCUAUUUUACUGAAGUAGAAGAAACAGCAGCUUGUCUCUAUGUUCACUACAUCAUAGUAUAUCAACGAAAGUUUGUUGGGCU
Raphanus sativus (radish) is the source of this 892-nucleotide messenger RNA. Its product is annotated as protein EMBRYO DEFECTIVE 514-like. Gene Ontology annotation, biological process: chloroplast organization; chloroplast rRNA processing. The record is from RefSeq and is a predicted model, not a curated record. The transcript has 2 exons. Gene Ontology annotation, cellular component: chloroplast. Bases 57 to 659 code for a protein of 200 amino acids. Lineage: Eukaryota; Viridiplantae; Streptophyta; Magnoliopsida; Brassicales; Brassicaceae.